AUUCCUUCCGGUCUCCGUACAGGAAUUUCAACUGCAUGACGUCAUUUAUCCUGCUAACAAAGUUGGGCUACUGCAAAACUGAGCUGGGAUAUUUUAACCUUCCUUGAAAAAUGUGACGGGAUUUAGCGGACAAUUUCCCUAGAACUGGAUUUUAAGAUUUUUGGAUGUGUAGAAUGAAAACACCCCAUUGUAACUCAUGCUGGAUCACGAUGAGAACUUUCUGAGAAGAAGAAAAAUCGACGACACACAGAAAUUAGUUAUAUGGAGGAACUGGAAGGCACACAUGGACGCCACUGUGCGGGUUGCGGAGGAGUGAUUCAAGAUGCAUUCAAUGUGAAAGUUCUGCAAGGAACUUGGCACAAUACCUGUUUUCAGUGCUCGGAAUGCUGUGACCACCUGACCAACUGGUACUAUGAGAAGAAUGGCAAGCUGUACUGCCGUAAACACUACUGGGAGAAGUUUGGGGAGCUGUGUCAUGGCUGUUCUCUGCUCAUGAUUGGACCUGCCAUGGUGGCUGGAGAAUACAAUUAUCACCCAGAAUGCUUUGUAUGUCUGAGCUGCAAGGUGGUCAUCGAGGACAGAGACACCUACGCCUUGGUGGAGCGAUCCAAGCUGUACUGUGGGAAGUGCUAUAAGCAGGUAGUCCUGGCACCCGUGUUGGAGAAGCGUUCGGCUGACUCGGCCCUGGGCUCUCUGCCCCACACGGUCACCCUCAUCUCUAUGCCCUCUGCCACCAACAGCAAGAGGGGCUUCUCUGUCUCUGUCCUAAGAGACGUUGCCAGCGGCUCCUCUAGCGUUCAAGUCAAAGAGGUCAGAGGAAUGCAUAUCAGCCCGGAGGUUCGGAAUGCCAUCCAUGUUGGUGACCGGAUUCUGGAGAUCAACGGUCUUCCAGUGGGAACACUGAUGGAGGAAGAGGUGGAGGACCUCAUUCAUCGGACCAGUCAGACGCUGCAUCUGCUCAUAGAGUACGAUCCAGUCAGGCAGCGGUUGGAAAGGCUCAGACUGGGGUCCUUGCACAACCGCUUGGGGGUCCCCGCCACCUCCCGCAUGCGCCUGUCUUCACCCUCUGACAGUGUCCUGGAGAGGACAGAUCUGGUGGAUGAUGCCACCCUAAAGAGGAGGUCUCUAAGGCGUAGCAACAGCAUCUGUAAGUCCCCUGGGCCAGCCUCCCCUAAGGAACACCCUAUCUUGACCCGGGACAUCGGGCGCUCUGAAUCCCUGCGCUCCUCCAGCAGCUGCUCUCAUCGCAUCUUCCGCCCCUGUGACCUCAUCCAUGGAGAGGUUCUGGGCAAGGGCUUCUUUGGCCAGGCUAUCAAGGUGACCCACAAAGCCACUGGUGAGGUGAUGGUGAUGAAGGAGCUGAUUCGCUGUGAUGAGGAGACCCAGAAGACCUUUCUAAAGGAGGUUAAAGUGAUGAGAAGUCUGGAACAUCCCCACGUGUUGAAGUUCAUCGGCGUGCUAUACAAGGACAAGAGGCUUAAUUUAAUAACCGAGUUUAUCGAGGGAGGCACACUGAAGGAUUUCAUUAGAGACAUGGACCAGUUUCCAUGGGAGCAGAGGGUCAGCUUCGCUAAAGGUAUUGCUUCUGGAAUGGCCUACUUGCAUUCAAUGAGCAUCAUCCAUAGAGAUCUUAACUCUGACAACUGCCUGGUGAAACUGGACAACACAGUGGUGGUGGCAGACUUCGGCCUAUCCCGGCUCAUGGUGGAGGAGAAGGUCAAGCACCCUCCCCCAGAGAAACUGGCCAAUAAGAAAAGAGUGUUCAGGCGCAUUGAUCGUAAGAAGCGCUACACAGUGGUGGGGAACCCCUACUGGAUGGCUCCAGAGAUGCUGAAUGGUAAACGCUAUGAUGAAAAGGUGGACAUUUUCUCCUUUGGAAUUGUGCUUUGUGAGAUUAUUGGGCAGGUGAAUGCCGACCCAGAGUGCCUUCCAAGGACCUAUGACUUUGGCCUCAAUGUAGACAAGUUCAUGGAGAAGUUCCUUCCUGAUGACUGCCCACAAGCUUUCUUUGCAUUGGCUGUGGCUUGUUGUGACCUCAUCCCUGAAAACCGGCCUGCCUCCCAGAAGCUGGAGGACUGUUUCGAAGCCCUGCACCUCAACCAGGAGAUGGGCAUCCCUCUGCCAGCCGAACUGGAAGAGCUGCACCAGAGACUGUGUCGACUCCACCCCCCCCAAAGACAGCUCCUCUCCGUCCCAGUCCGCACCCCCAACGCCAGCCCCUGCUGAGGAUCCCAGCCUGGCUGACAACAGCACCUAGCCCACCUUCCAGGACCACCGUCUGGACUGCUGCACUGGAUGAGGAGUGGGGAAGACGGACCUAACUCGUGUCAUCUGGGAACUGGAUACCCUGAGCUAGCUGGACAAAAAACCCAAACACCAGGACAUGCAGGGUACACAUCUAUUUUUACCAUACUACCAGAACAUGUUAUGUGGUGCACUGUCUCUAUAAAAUGAGGAAUCAUAUUGAGAGUGAUCUCUCCACAGCAUUUAAUAUCAAUCCCCACGUGAAAGCUGUUGUGUUUUUCACUGGGUUGUUUUUUUGGGGUUGGUCUGAAGUUGAAGUUUGCUGAGGUUGGAAUGUAGAGAUGAGACCCAGCCCAUGAGAAGACUCCUUCAGCAGGCAGGCAGCAGCAGAGAAAACAGAUGUGUGACAGACUGGCUUGAUUGAUGACUGGCUCAGAGUUAACGCAAGGCAGGGAGUUUGGAGUGAAGUUUGUUAACCAUCAGGAGGACAUGUCUAAGGACAAAACGAACAUUCUCUGAGGAUGCCAAGUCACAUCAGUCAGAGAAAUAUGUGGAGCUGUGUCAAAUGAAUUUUAUGAGCUCACCGACCAGAAAAAUAGUUGUUGAACAGUGCUUCACCUAGAGGUGUGACUCUCUGAGGUCCUUGAUCUUAGAGAGAACUUUCAAACUGAUGGAAUCAGAUCCACUCUACAACCGUUAAGUGUAAUCAUGUGCACUCAUUUUUUUAUUUUUUAUUUCACCUUUAUUUAACCAGGUAGGCUAGUUGAGAACAGGUUCUCAUUUGCAACUGCGACCUGGCCAAGAUAAAGCAUAGCAGUGUGAACAGACAACACAGAGUUACACAUGGAGUCUUCAGGCGUCCGCAUGCUUUCCAGCCAAAACAUUUCGGAAGAGUUUGUCCAUAUAUAUAUUAUGACAUUUUGUGACAUUCGGUGAGGUUUUUUUUCAGGUGUUCAGAUGUGAUUGGUCAAAGGUAGGGAUUCUUCAAUAAAGUCUUUGUUGUCAUUCAA
Messenger RNA from Oncorhynchus gorbuscha (pink salmon), 3254 nucleotides. RefSeq names its product LIM domain kinase 2-like. NCBI's taxonomy places the organism in Eukaryota, Metazoa, Chordata, Actinopteri, Salmoniformes, Salmonidae. The transcript has 16 exons. The record is from RefSeq and is a predicted model, not a curated record. Gene Ontology annotation, biological process: protein phosphorylation; actin cytoskeleton organization. Bases 262 to 2226 code for a protein of 654 amino acids. Gene Ontology annotation, cellular component: nucleus; cytoplasm. Gene Ontology annotation, molecular function: ATP binding; protein binding; protein serine/threonine kinase activity.